AUAUAAAAGACAGCUUCCGUGAGGAUUGCCAAAAGGGCCGUUUCUCUCUUUCCUCCCUUUCUCUCUCCUGUUCUCGAUCUCUCGAUCGCGAUCGAUUAGGUGGUCGAUUUGAUCGUAGAUUUUCUUUUUGGGAUCGAACGCCGCCUUGAGUAUGAGGGUAUCGAUUGAGGAUCUGGAUCUCUCUCCGGGAUAAUUUCGAUCCGAUAUAAUUGGUUGAUUUUUCUUGAAUUCCUCUCUAAGAUCUUGAUUGGGAGAUUUGGAAGAAAGAUGAAUAAUUUGAAUUUGAUUAUUGGUGCUCAAGCUAACGGGGCGCCAGUUAGCGGGGGAGGACUCAGUCAAAACUUGAAGUUCAGUUAUGGAUAUGCAAGCUCUCCAGGUAAAAGGUCUUCGAUGGAGGACUUCUAUGAAACAAGAAUUGAUUGUGUAGAUGACCAAAUUGUAGGCUUGUUUGGUGUAUUUGAUGGUCAUGGUGGUGCACAAGUGGCAGAGUAUGUUAAACAGAACCUUUUCAGCAACUUACUUUUGCAUCCCAAGUUCAUUAGUGAUACCAAAUCAGCUCUAGCUGAUGCAUACAAACAUACGGAUUCGGAGUUUUUAAAAUGUGAGAACAGCCUAAAUCGAGAGGCUGGUUCAACUGCUUCAACUGCUUCAACUGCAGUUCUUGUUGGUGACCGGUUAGUUGUAGCUAAUGUUGGAGACUCCAGAGUUGUUAUAUGUAGGGGAGGAGAUGAACACAUGCUUUUUUUGGGAAGCAAAGAAUUUCCAGAUGAAAAUGAGGUCUGUACAUCUUACAUUACUAAUGAACCUUACAAUUUCCUUCUGGUACAUAUGAUUUUAAUUGAGGGAUAAAGACUUGACUCAUAU
Messenger RNA from Zingiber officinale, 864 nucleotides. Its product is annotated as probable protein phosphatase 2C 59. Gene Ontology annotation, cellular component: cytosol; nucleus. NCBI's taxonomy places the organism in Eukaryota, Viridiplantae, Streptophyta, Magnoliopsida, Zingiberales, Zingiberaceae. The transcript is spliced from 6 exons. Gene Ontology annotation, biological process: protein dephosphorylation. The record is from RefSeq and is a predicted model, not a curated record. Bases 268 to 849 code for a protein of 193 amino acids. Gene Ontology annotation, molecular function: cation binding; protein serine/threonine phosphatase activity.